Oxyura jamaicensis (ruddy duck) is the source of this 13995-nucleotide messenger RNA. It is a transcript of the gene VPS13C, whose product is annotated as vacuolar protein sorting 13 homolog C. The coding region runs from base 111 to 11012 and encodes 3633 amino acids. Gene Ontology annotation, cellular component: extrinsic component of membrane. The record is from RefSeq and is a predicted model, not a curated record. The transcript has 82 exons. Gene Ontology annotation, biological process: mitochondrion organization; protein retention in Golgi apparatus; protein targeting to vacuole. NCBI's taxonomy places the organism in Eukaryota, Metazoa, Chordata, Aves, Anseriformes, Anatidae.
GGGCGCGCCCGGCGCCGCUCCGCGCUGAGCCCCGCGGCCCUCUCCCUCAGCUCCGCUCCGCUCCCUCCUCUCCCCUCCCCUCCCCUCUCCUCUCGGCGGCCGCCUCCGCCAUGGUGCUGGAGUCGGUGGUGGCGGACCUGCUGAACCGCUUCCUGGGCGACUAUGUGGAAAACCUCGACAAGUCCCAGCUCAAACUGGGCAUAUGGGGGGGUAAUGUGGCACUUGACAAUUUACAAAUAAAGGAGAAUGCAUUAAGUGAACUGGAUGUACCUUUUAGAAUAAAAGUUGGUCAGAUAGAUAAACUUACUCUGAAGAUUCCCUGGAAGAACCUGUAUGGUGAGGCAGUUGUUGCAACUCUAGAAGGCUUGUAUCUUCUAAUAGUUCCUGGAGCAAGCAUUAAAUAUGAUGCAGAGAAGGAAGAAAAAUACCUGCAAGAUAAUAAACAGAAGGAGCUGGCAAGAAUUGAAGAAGCCUUACAGAAAGCGGCAGAAAAAGGCACUCAUUCACAAGAUUCCUUGUAUCGUUUGGAGAGUCUGAUUUGCAAGGACACCAAGCCUGGACGUAAGCGUAAAAAGUAUAAAAAGCAUUUUAAGAGACCCUUUAAAGGUCAUGAUCACUCAAAAGACAAACCAAAGGAGGAGAAGAAAGAUACUUUUUUAGAAAAGCUUGCAACUCAAGUUAUAAAAAAUGUGCAAGUCAAAAUCACAGGCAUUCAUGUUAAAUAUGAAGAUGAUAUCACAGAUCCACAGUGUCCAAUUUCUUUGGGAAUGACAUUGAGUGAGCUUAGUUUAUUGACAACAAAUGAGAACUGGAAGCCCUCUAUUCUGAAUGAAGCUACGAAAGUAAUAUACAAGCUUUUGUGCUUGGACAGCCUCAGUGCUUAUUGGAAUGUACACAGCAAAAUGUAUUAUCAUGGCUCCCGUGAACAAAUACUGGAUCAGCUGAAAAGAGGAAUUCCAUGUGGUGGUAACCAAUCUCAAGACUACCAGUAUAUUUUUAGACCAGUAUCAGCCUCUGCAAGACUCUAUAUCAACCCAUAUGCAGAAGUAGAACUGAAAACUCCCAAGUUUGAUUGUAAUGUAGAAGUACAGAGAAUUGCCAUCGAACUCACUAAGCCACAGUACCUCAGCAUGAUAGACCUUCUGGAGUCCAUAGAUUACAUGGUUCGCAAUGCACCAUACAGAAGAUUUAGGCCAAGUGUAUCUCUCCAUAAAAAUGCCAGACAAUGGUGGAAAUAUGCAGGUGACAGUGUUCUAGAAAUUCACAUCAGAAGACGUACGCGUAUGUGGUCGUGGAGUAACAUGAAACUACACAGGCAGCUUCUGAAGAGUUAUAAGAACAUGUACAAAAAUAAGCUGACACAGAGUAAACUGUCAGAAGAAACACAGAGGCAAAUUCAGGACCUGGAAAGAAAGCUUGAUGUCUUCAAUAUAAUCCUAGCAAGACAACAAGCACAAGCUGAGACUAUAAGAUCAGGACAGAAACUACUGAAAAAGAAAGCCAUUGAAGGUGAAAAAAAAAGUGGAGGAUGGUUUAGUGGUUUCUGGGGUAAGAGAGAAUCUAGAAAAAAGGAAGAUGAAGAAUCAUCCGUUCCUGAAACUAUUGAUGAACUAAUGACACCAGAAGAGAAAGCUAAGCUCUUUACUGCUAUUGGUUAUAGUGACAGCUCCCAUCACCUUUCCUUACCAAAACAGUACGUUGCUCAUGUUGUGACAUUGAAGCUCUUAAGCACUUCUGUUACAAUUAAAGAAGACAAGAAUGUGGCAGAAACUCUUAAAGUACAAAUAAUUGAUCUGAGUACGAAAAUAUCACAACGCCCGGGAGCACAAGCCAUUAAGGUGGAAGCCAAGCUUGAAAACUGGUACGUUACAGGCCUGAGACAAGAAAACGUUGUACCAUCUCUUGUGGCUUCCAUAGGGGAUAGCAAGUCUUCUCUACUUAAGAUAGAGUUUAAUAUUAACCCAGAAGAUAGGACUGCUGAUCAGAGUCUUAGUAUUGAAUCACAGCCUGUGGAAAUAAAAUACGAUGCAAGAACAAUAAAUGCUAUGGUAGAGUUCUUCCAGACAAGUAAGGGAAUGGAUCUUGAAAGAUUAACAUCAGCCACGUUAAUGAAGCUGGAAGAAAUCAAAGAAAGAACUGCUACAGGAUUAGCUCAUAUUAUCGAAAUGAGGAAGGUCCUUGACUUGAAGAUUAAUCUGAAGCCUUCCUACCUUGUGGUUCCACAGACAGGUUUCUACCACGAAAAUUCAGAUUUGCUGAUUUUGGACUUUGGUACAUUUCAGCUGAACAGCAUAAAUCAAGGCAGUAGUCAAGCUUCUAGCUUUUCAUCUUUAGAGGAGAUAAUGGACAAAGCUUAUGACAAGUUUGACGUGGAAAUAAAAAACGUGCAACUUCUUUUUGGAAGAGCAGGUGAAGACUGGAAGAAGGCUCGUUUUCAACAUCCAUCAACUUUGCAUGUUUUACAGCCUAUGGAUAUUCAUGUACAGCUGGCAAAAUCGAUGGUGGAAAAAGAUAGCAGGAUGGCCAAGUUUAAAGUGUCAGGAGGGCUUCCUUUGGUACAUAUCAGACUCUCUGACAAGAAAAUCAAGGCAAUUUUUGAUCUGAUUGAUAGCAUUCCAUUGCCUCAGAAGACAUCUGUGUCAAUUGCAAGCACAAAGGUGGCAGUGAUUCCUGCAAUUCCUGUUGUUGAUAAAGGGUUACUUAAUACUCACCAGUUGUUAGCAGAAAUAGUGUCAGAUUCUGAAGAAGAAUAUUUUGAUUUUGAAGAAAGUUCUGAACAAACUGACAGGACACUGAUUAAGGGAGAAGAAAUAAGAAAUAAGGAGCCUGCUAAAGAGGAACUGACAGAUCUUCACUUGAAGUUCGAAAUUAAAGAGGUUUUGCUAGAGCUCACCAGGCAAAAAAAAACUGAAGAAACAGUGCUUGUAUUUGAUGUGAAGCAUCUUGGGACAGAAGCUACAGUGAAAACCUAUAAUUUAGCAGCUGUAUCAUAUUUGAAGACAAUAAGCUUGGAUUACUAUGAAAUUGGAGGUAAAAAAGCACCCCUUCAUCUAAUUAGUUCCUCAGAUAAACCUGGCUUGGACCUUCUGAAGGUGGAAUAUAUCAAGGCUGACAGAAAUGGUCCACACUUUCAGACAACUUUUGACAACACUGAACAGAGGAUUGAAGUAGCUUUUUCAUCAUUAAACGUUCUGCUGCAUACAGAAGCCCUUAUGUCUGCUGUCAGUUUUCUAACGGCUGUUAGUCCAUCUGGGGAUGAAAGCAGUAGAGAGACAUCAACUAAAGAAGAAAAGCAACGAGAUGACAUCAGAUUAAAGAAAGUGACUAGACCUUCCAAGGAUAAGGACAUCUUUGCCUUCAGGCUUUUUGCCAAACUGGAUGCCUUCUGUUUAAAUGUUUGUGAUGAAAAAAAGAACAUUGCAGAGAUCAAGAUACAAGGUCUUGACUCAUCUCUUCUACUUCAGCCAAGUCAAACUGAACUCUUUGCUCGACUUAAAAAUAUAAUUGUCACAGAUGUUGAUUCAAGGACCCUUCAUAAAAAAGCUGUAUCUAUAGUAGGAGAUGAAGUUUUCAGUUUCAGUCUGACUUUAUAUCCAUAUGCUACUGAGGGAGAAGCUUAUACUGAUAUGUCAAAAGUGGAUGGUGCCGUAUCUUUGAGAGUCGGUUGUAUUCAAAUAGUAUACCUUCACAAAUUUCUCAUCUCUCUGCUGACGUUCUUGAACAACUUUCAGACAGCUAAGGAGGCACUGAGUGCUGCUACAGUCCAAGCUGCAGAAAAGGCUGCUACCAGCGUAAAAGAUUUGGCUCAAAGGAGCUUUCGACUUACUAUGGACAUUCACAUAAAAGCACCAGUUAUAGUCAUUCCUCAGUCCUCGAUUUCCCUCAAUGCUAUAGUAAUAGACCUUGGCUUGAUUAAGAUUCAGAACCAGUUUAGCUUGGUGUCUCCAGAAGGUGGUUUGCUCCCUCCAGUCAUUGACAAAAUGGACGUGCAGCUGACAAAGCUGAAACUAUCUAGAACCACUAUGGAGACAGGUUUAUCUCAUCUGGACAUUCAGAUACUUCACCCUAUUAAUUUGAGCCUGUCUGUGAAUCGAAAUCUAGCUGCAGAUUGGUUUCACAAAUUGCCAGUAUUGGAGAUUACAGGGUAUCUGGAUACAAUGAAUGUUGUGGUAAGUCAAGAGGAUUUGAAUGUCUUCCUCAAAGUGCUGACAGAAAAUCUUGGUGAAGCAGAAGAUAAACAAGCUCAUGCAAAACCAGUGCUGCAGGAGGAAGGUAAAACCAAAGAAAUGGAGAAAUCUGUUUUGACACAGGAUAAGAGUGUUCCAGAAGGAGUGCUGUCUGAAAAGAGGAAAGGAACAUUAAAUGAAGAUGUAAUCAAUAUGCUGCUUAAUUUUGAAAUCAAAGAGGUAGUAAUAACCUUGAUGAAGCAAGUUCAGAAGGACAGGUAUCCAUUACAUAUUCUAAAUGUGCUACGGCUUGGAACUAAAACUAAAAUCAGAGAUCAUGAAUUGACUGCAACAGCAUAUCUGAAAAAAAUUACUAUGAGAUGCACUGAAAUAACUGACUCAAAUGGAGACCCUCUUUGUAUUAUUAAUUCUUCAAGUAAGACAGAUGAACAUCUUCUGAAAAUGGAAUACAUUAAGGCUGAUGCAGAUGGACCUUAUUUUGUUACUACUUACAGAAGCACCAAACAGAGCAUUGAUGUCGUCUUUUCAAGUCUGGAUCUAGUACUUCACACAGAGGCUUUACUUUCCAUCGUGAGUUUUCUCACACUCAGUGUACCAUCAAGUGCUCUUCCCGGUACUGAGAAAGCAUCAGACCAUAAGCCCCAAAUAGAAGAACAGGAAAAAGGAAGUGCUCUCAGACCAGUGUCUGGUAAUGCAACCCGUGAUGAUAUCUGUGAAUUAAAACUCACUGCAAAGCUAAACUCAUUCAGCAUUUCAGUGUGUGAUCAGACUUGUAGAAUUGCAGACAUUAGGAUACAAGGAAUGGAUGCGUCUGUAGCUGUGAAAACUAAAAAGAUUAAAGUAUUCUCCAGACUUGAGGACAUUGUGAUUACAAAUGUUGAUCCAAAAACAAUCCAUAAAAAGGCUGUCUCCAUAAUGGGAGAUGAAGUAUUUAGAUUUCAAAUGUCGCUUUAUCCAGAUGCUACUGCAGGUGAAGCCUAUGCUGAUAUGUCAAGGGUGGACGGUAAAAUGUCUCUGAAAGUGGGCUGCAUCCAAAUAAUUUACCUACAUAAGUUCUUUAUGUCUCUCUUGAACUUCCUAAACAACUUCCAAACAGCCCAAGAAGCCCUGAAUGCAGUGACAGUCCAGGCGGCGGAAAUGGCUGCUUCUAGCAUGAAAGACUUCGCUAAAAAGAGUUUUCGUCUCUUAAUGGAUAUCAACUUGAAAGCUCCAGUUAUAGUUAUUCCUGAAUCUUCAACUUCCUGUAAUGCUUUGAUAGCUGAUCUUGGCUUAAUCAGAGUUCAGAAUGAAUUUAAGCUGGUGUCUUCAGAUGAAUCUUCUCUUCCUCCAGUCAUUGACAACAUGGAUGUACAAUUAACUCAUUUGAAAUUAUCCAGGUGCAUUUUAUUCACAGAUUCCCAAACAGAUUCUGAAAUUCUGUGUCCUGUGAGUUUGACUUUACUAGUCCAGAGAAAUUUAGCAGCAACUUGGUAUCAUAAAACCCCAACAAUUGGAAUCAAAGGAGACCUAAAACCAAUGCAGAUUGCACUCAGUGAAGAUGAUCUAACUGUUGUCAUGAAAAUUUUACUUGAGAACCUUGGAGGGGCUUCUUCCCAGCCAAAUACUCUGCAACAGAGCAUUGAAGAUACCCAGAUGGUUAAAAAAGGGAAAGUUUCAAAUGAAUCCAAUUUCUCUGAGGACCCUCUUCUUGCUUUGGGACAAAAAAGUGUUUCUACAGUUGAGUCUUCUGCAGAACAUUACGAAACACUUAAAUUUGACUUCAAUUUUGAGUCACUUUCAGUAAUUCUCUACAACAGAGAUGUGAAUCAGAAGUCCCCACUUUUGCUGCAUAGUGACAGAUUACGCCUUGGUGAACUCCGACUUCAUCUCAUGGCAUCAUCAGGCAAGAUGUUUUCUAACGGCUCGAUGGAUAUAAAUGUUAAACUUAAGGCAUGUACCCUGGAUGAUCUCAGGGAAGGAAUUCAGAAUGUGACAGCAAGAAUGAUAGACAAGAAAUAUGACACAAAUGACAGUUCUAUGAUAGACAUAAGUUACAAACAGGAUGAAAACGGAACUGAAGUUGUCGCUAUCCUUGACAAGCUGUACAUAUGUGCCAGUAUGGAGUUUUUGUUGACAGUAGCGGAAUUCUUUGUUAACUCAAUGCCGGCAUCUUCAGCUGAAAAAUCUACACAGCUCCAUUUAAAGCACGUUGCUUCUGGGAAAUCCAAACCAGAAACAGAAACAUCUGUACGGCCAAAUAUGAGAGUAAAAGCUGUGAUCAUGGAUCCAGAAAUUGUGUUUGUUGCUAAUUUGACCAGUGCUGAUGCCCCUGCCUUAAAAGUUUCUUUCCAAUGUGACUUAUCUAUGAAUUCGGGAAAGCUUGCACAGAGGAUGACCGCUCAAGUGAAGGACUUCAAAGUGUUGGCUUGUGCCUUUCUCAGAGAAAAACAAGACAAGAGUGUUACUAAGGUGUUACGACCAUGUUCUCUGGUCAUGGAAAAUAUGAGGCAUGUCUCGGGGUUACAAACUGUGGUAGUAACAAUAGAAGAACUUGUUAUAAAGAUCUCACCAAUAAUUCUAAAUACUGUGGUGACCAUUAUGGCUGCCCUAAAGCCAAAAGCGACAGAAGAGGAUUCUAGAGGAGCAACUGAAGUCUGUGAAAAUUUGUGGCAAGUGAAGCCUUUAGAUCAAUACAAUGCUUGGUUUCUUGGUGUUGAUGUAGCUACAGAAGCAACAGAAACUUUUAAGGACUGUGAGCAUGCUGUGAAACAAGAGAAGUUUGACAUCGUAGUGAAAUCUGUUCAGGUCACCUUGGAAUGUGGUCUGGGACAUCGCACUAUUCCUUUAUUGUUGGUAGAAUCUGUGUUUUCAGGUGUGCUUAAGAACUGGUCCUCGCUGAUGGAGGUCUCUGCUGAUAUGUCACUGGAGGUCCAUUAUUACAAUGAAACUUUUGCAGUAUGGGAGCCUCUUAUUGAAAGAAUUGAAGGAGGAAAGAAGCAAUGGCGUUUAAAGCUGGAAAUGAAGACUAACCCUGUCCAAGAGAGAAGUUUGAUGCCUGGUGAUGAUUUCAUUAUUCUUCCUGAGCCACAAACUGCAGUUAACAUUUCUUCGAAGGAUACAAUGAAUAUAACAAUAUCCAAAUGCUGUCUCGCUGUUUUCAGUAACCUAGCCAAGGCAUUUUCAGAAGGGACUGCAUCCACGUUUGACUAUUCCUUUAAAGACACAGCUCCAUUCAUAGUGAAAAAUGCCCUGGGUGUUCCUCUUAAAGUGCUUCCUAGCUCCAAUUUUCGGAUUGUUAAUUCAGUUGAAAAAGCAAAUGUGAACCUUGUAGAAAGUGGCCAGAACAUGGAACUAGAAUACUCAGUUUUUGAAGCUCCUCAACAAGGAAAGCUGUCUACAUUGCAUCGGCAAGAGAGUUCCAUCUUCUCUUUAAAUUUAGAACUUCAAGGAUACAAUGAAGUGGUAAACAUUCCUAUUGCCAAACCAGGGCGGCGACUGUACAACAUUAAAAACCUUCUUGUUGAUCGUUCAGACUCUAUUAUUGUCCAGAUAGAUGCUACAGAAGGAAAUAAGGUUAUUAGUGUACGAUCUCCUCUGCAGAUCAAGAACCAUUUCUCCAUCCCAUUUAUAAUCUAUAAACUGGAUAGGGACUCCAGAUCGCUGGAGCUGAUUGGCAUAUCUAAGCCAGAGGAGGAAUUUCAUGUUCCUUUACAUUCAUAUAGGUGUCAUUUAUAUGUUCAACCAACAGGAAUAUUAGAGGGUCAAUUCAGAGAGUCCACAACUUACAUUGCCUGGAGAGAAGAGCUACAUAGAAGCAAUGAAGUAAAGUGCUUGUUACAGUGCCCAGCCACUGAGAUGAAUUUCUUGCCUCUAAUAGUCAGCUCAACAGCUGUACCCGAUCAACUGAAUUUUAUUUCAACAUCUGGAGAGGAGUGGGAUCCUGCCUACAUCAUCCACCUUUAUCCUACGCUGACUGUGAGGAAUCUUUUGCCGUACUCCUUGAAAUAUUUGCUUGAGGGAACAGCAGAAAUCCGUGAAUUGCUGGAAGGGAGUGCUGCAGAUGUAUUUCAUUCCAGAAUUGCUGGGGAAAUAAUGGAGCUUGUCUUGGUAAAAUAUCAAGGCAAAAACUGGAACGGACAUUUUAGAAUUCGUGAUGGGAUGCCUGAAUUUUUUCCAGUGUGUUUCACCUCCGAUUCUGCAAAAGUGAUGACAGUGGACAUUUACAUACACACCAGGAGAAUCGGAAGCCGUAUGAUCUUGUCUGUGUUCAGUCCAUAUUGGAUAAUCAACAAGACUUCCCGUGUUCUCCAAUAUCGAGCUGAAGACAUUCAUGUGAAGCAUCCAGCAGAUUACAGAGAUAUUGUUUUAUUCUCCUUUAAGAAGAAAAAUAUUUUUAGUAAAAAUAAGAUCCAGUUAUGUAUUUCAACAAGUGCAUGGUCCAGUAGCUUUUCCCUUGAUACUGUAGGAAGCUAUGGAUGUGUCAAAUGUUCAGCUAAUAACAUGGACUAUCUGGUUGGAGUUAGCAUCAAAAUGAGUAGUUUCAACCUUACCAGGAUAGUUACGUUCACUCCAUUCUACACAAUAGCAAAUAAAUCUUCUUUGGAACUAGAAGUUGGAGAAAUUGGUCCUAAUGGCUCUUUUCCAACUAACAAAUGGAAUUAUAUCUCAACUUCAGAGUGUCUUCCAUUCUGGCCUGAAAACUCAUCUGGUCAACUUUGUGUAAGAGUAGUUGGCUAUGAAAGCUCAUCCAAACCAUUCCUGUUUAAAACCCCGGAUAAUGGUACUCUGCUGAGGCUGGAAGAAUUGAAUGGGGGCUUAUUGGUAGAUGUGAAUGUGUCUGAGCAUUCUACUCUCAUAAGCUUCUCAGAUUAUCAUGAAGGUGCUGCUCCGGCUCUAAUUGUUAACCAUACUUCAUGGGACUCCAUCAAAUAUAAACAGAGUGGAUUACAAGAGGAAAUGGAGUUGAAACCAAAGCAAGCAUGCCUGUUUGCAUGGACAGAUCCAACCAAAACAAGAAAAUUGACCUGGGGCUACUCACAAAAUUUUGGUGAACAUGACCUACUGAAGGAUGAAUGUGGCCAAUUUCCAUAUAAUGCAAAUACUCAGAUACACUGGGUUUCUUUCCUGGAUGGACGCCAACGAGUGCUGCUGUUCACAGAUGAUGUUGCAUUAGUUUCCAAAGCAUUACAAGCAGAAGAGAUGGAGCAACCUGAUCAAGAAAUAAACUUGUCAAUUCAUAGUCUUGGACUUUCUCUUGUUAACAACGAAAAUAAAAAAGAAAUCUCUUACAUAGGAAUUACUAGCUCUGGUGUUGUUUGGGAACAGAAACUGAAGCAGAAAUGGAAACCAUUUAAUCAAAACCAAAUAAACCUGUUGGAACAAGCCUAUCAAAAAUACCUUUGUAAGAGUGCUUUCCAAGCUCCAGGUUGGCAUAAACUAGACAACAAUACUGAGGUGAAUUUUAGUAAAGUUCCAAUGGAAAUGCGUCUCCCGGUUAGAUGUAGCAUCCGACGUAGCUUCCUGUCAGGAAUUCAGGUUGAAUUCAAACAGUCACCUCACCAAAGAAGCUUACGAGCUCAACUAUAUUGGUUGCAGGUUGAUAAUCAGUUACCAGGAUCAAUGUUUCCUGUUGUGUUUCACCCGGUGGCCCCUCCCAAGUCAAUUGCUUUGGAUUCAGAACCAAAACCAUUCAUUGACAUCAGUGUCAUCACUAGAUUCAACGAAUACAGCAAAGUUCUGCAAUUCAAAUACUUCAUGGUUCUUAUUCAGGAAAUGGCACUGAAAAUUGAUCAAGGCUUUUUAGGAGCACUUAAUGAACUUUUCACUCCAUCUACAGAUCCAGAAAUUGAAAGGCAAAGGUCUAAAUUAAUUCAGCAAGACAUAGAUGCACUUAACACCGAAUUAAUGGAGUCUUCCUUAACAGACUUGUCAAUGCUGAGUUUCUUUGAGCUUUUUCAUAUUUCUCCAAUUAAGUUGCAUUUGAGCCUGUCUCUGGCUUCAGGUGGAGAAGCAUCAGAUAAGGGUCAAGAAAUGAUAGCCAUCCAUUCUCUGAAUUUACUGUUAAAAAGUAUUGGAGCUACUCUAACAGAUGUGGAUGAUCUUAUUUUCAAACUUGCUUUCUUUCAAAUUAAAUACCAGUUCUACAAGAGAGACCAACUGAUGAAGAGAGUUGUUAGACAUUACAGUGAACAAUUCCUGAAACAGAUGUAUGUUCUUGUACUUGGGUUAGAUGUUCUUGGAAAUCCAUUUGGCUUAAUCAGAGGCUUGUCUGAGGGAGUUGAAGCUUUCUUUUAUGAGCCUUUCCAGGGUGCUGUUCAAGGACCUGAAGAAUUUGCUGAGGGCUUUGUAAUUGGUGUUAGAAGUCUUCUUGGACACACAGUGGGUGGUGCAGCAGGGGUGGUGUCUAGGAUCACUGGCUCUGUUGGGAAAGGCUUAGCUGCCAUUACUAUGGAUAAAGAAUAUCAACAGAAACGGAGGGAGGAAAUGGGUCGUCAGCCAAAAGACUUCGGUGACAGCCUGGCCAAAGGAGGAAAAGGCUUGUUGCGGGGUGUUGUUGGGGGUGUGACUGGCAUAAUCACUAAACCUGUAGAAGGGGCUAAAAAGGAAGGUGCAGCUGGAUUCUUUAAAGGAAUUGGAAAGGGGCUUGUAGGAGUGGUAGCCCGCCCAACAGGUGGCAUUGUAGAUAUGGCAAGCAGUACCUUCCAGGGAAUUCAAAGGGUGGCAGAGUCAACAGAAGAAGUAUCUAAUCUCCGCCCUCCACGUCUCAUUCACGAAGAUGGCAUUAUCCGGCCAUACGACAGGGUGGAAGCUGAGGGUUAUGAUUUAUUUGAGCAAGAACUGGAAUAAAGGAGUAAACAUUUUCCGUAUUUCCUCUUGAUUUCCUUUAUGGUCUUUUAUCUGCCUUAAGUAUUUAGAUUAAGGGCGUGAUUGCGUUUAACACGUACUCUCCCUACCAUUCAUGUCUUUCCUGUGUAGCAGAUAGUGUUUCAUGUUGUCCAGGCUAGAAAACAAACAAAAAAAGAAACUGUAAUAUCUAAGGUAAGAUCAGAUAAGUGAGAAAGAUGAGAGAGAGGUUGUUUUUUAACUCUUAUAUCUGUUUCAUGCUUAGCUCUUUAUGAAUGUCAGAUACUGAAGGCUCUUGGGGAAAAAAUCAUGGUAGGGUAGAUGUUCAUUCAUUUGUUAGCCUUCUCUUUCUCUUAAAGCUAGGGCUGUGGAUGAAGGGAGAGAGGGAUGUUUUCAUAUGUGCACAAAAUUUACAGUGGUGAUACAGAACAGAAUUUUCUUCUGUGAAAAUUUUUGCUUAGAAUUUCAAGAUUAUAUGGAAAUGUUUCUAUAAGGACUCUAACUAAACUUGUCUUUCUCUUUCUGUAAUAUGCCAUCGCCCUGCCACUUAAACAUUUAAUGAACCCUUAGAACUUAAAGUAAACACUACUCCUACUUCUCUUUGGAAUUUUAUCAGUUAAAAAAAUUAUAUCCAGCUCAGUUGACUCUGGUUUCAUUCACAGAAUCUUCGGGCUUUUCUGUUUAACAUACUUACAUGUCAACUGUUAACAUGAACAUAAAUUAUACUGUUAACAUGAAUUUAUAUUAAAACAUAUGUCUAAAUCAAGUGAUGCCAUAAAUUUCAUUUCGAACACAACACCUCAGAAAUAACAAACUACACUGAACAAGUUGUCUUGGGAGCCAAUUAAUUGCUUCUCACACACAAAUAAAACUUCAAGCAGACACAUCUCUGCUGCUAAUGCCUUUCUAGAAUUUACUGUUCAAUAGUCAGCUAUUUUGAUUCAAAGUAGUUUAAAAAUGUAGGAAAAUUAUUCUACCUAUUUAAGUGAAAUCAUCAGUGUCAUAUAUUGAGCAAAACAAAUUGCUUCAUGUAAUGAGAAUUUUCUGUCUUUAACUUCGGUUAUUCUUAGGUCUUGCUUGGGAUAUUUUUCAGUAAUGCUGCGCUUCCUGGUUGGUUGCGCUGUAUUUUUUCCAUCUAUCAAAAAGGAAAAUGUAGCACAAUUAGCACUGCAAAUUGGCUAUUAUGCAUUUCCUGCACAUCUAAUACUUGCAUUUUUCUUAGGCAUAAAUUUUAUUGGUACUAUAAAUAGUUUCUUCUUUUCCGAAGCCAACUUUCUGAAAAUAGCUUUCAUUUUUAACUAAUUUUGAUUUUUGUACUACAGCUUAGUGUUGGGAAGUUUUUGCAUUCUAAUAUAAUUUCAAAACAAGAUGGACAGUGUCUUACAGGAAUAAGAUAAUUUAAGAGAAGGACAGUUCAUGCACACUUAGAAAUUUAAUUGUCAAUAGUCAAUUUAUCGAUGCUAGUUCUGUAUAUUUUUGAUUCCAAUUUUGACCCAACAUUACAUACAGUUUAGCCAUAAUUCCCACUCUCUCAUCUCUCGUAUCAACUGUAUGCCACCCCUCUUCCCCUGUAAAAGAAGCUAAAGAAUAAAAUUCAUAAUAAGAAUUAUUUAGAAAUGGAGAAUUUUAACAUAUAAACCAAUCUGGAUUCUUAAUUCCUGUAUUCUCUUGCAUGCAAGGCUUCUGGAUGAUUGCUGUCAUCCAUACAAAUACUGACCUAAAGAUUAUUCUCCUGCCUGAGCAGUUAAAAUUAUUUUAAAUACCAUUCUUACCACCCCUAAAUACAUCUGCAUUUUAUCUUGAUUUUGUAUCAUCUCUGAUCUGGCCAGUGACUUCUACCUUAUUAAACUGAGUAAUUAAUUGAAAUUCAUCUGCGAAAGCUCUAUUUCUAGCCUGCUGCUUUAGCCAUACUAAUGGCUCGGCUCAGGUCCAUUUACAGUUGGUCACUGCUAUCAAAUUAAAGGUGACUUGUCGUUGGUGAUUAAGAUGUUGUUUCAAUAUUCCUUCUUUUCCAACCGCCUUGCUUUUAUAUGUGUUAUACAUCAUUAAAUUCAGGACUUUUCCAUGGGGAAAAUGAGCUAAACUUCUUUUAAGUGCUGUAGUAUUCUCAUCAAAAUAAAAGCUUCUUAUAAAGAUGCCUGAAUUUUGACAAUGUUCUCAGAUCAUGAAGUAAUUUACAUCAAGUGCCCCAACCCCCUUUUUACAAAACACACUGCCAUAGCACACUGAAUUUCGAUCAGGAGUAUUGAUGCAGCUCUGACUGAAUUGCUUAGGCAGAGUGCUCCAUGGAAAUUCUUACUUUAAUAAAGUAUUAUGUACAAAAUUUAAAAGUACUAGCAGGAUGGUUUCUGAAGUUACAAAAACAGACUUCAUCACCAAAGCUCAGAGGUUAAGUAGAGGAGUAAGCUUAUGAAUAAAUCUCUGUUUAAAUAUGUGGUUAUGUCUCACAUCUUGCUUAUCCAACAAAAAGAUUCAGAAUAUGAGUUUCAACCUUUGAAUUGCAGUCUUGAUGGUGAUGUUUUUUGCAUUUCUUUAUUUGUAUUUUUUUAUAUACCUGCAUCGGCUAUGCUUUGGUUAUAAAAUGUAAGUUGAUAUUCUUGUAUUCAUAUACUGCUGUCUUUCUUUCUGUGAUUUGAAGAGGUGUAAGGACUUUGAGAUAAGCAGUCUUUUGUGGCAUUUUUCCCUUUCAUGUUUGUUUUACAGUAUCAGAAACUUUUAAGAUAGUCAGAAAGCGGUAUUUUUUCAUAGAAGAUGGGGACUCUAUAUUUUUGGUUGUUGGAAAUUUGUCAAUUAAAAUGUUUUUUAAAGUAUCACAUCUCUGGGGAUCAAAUCCAGGAGAACGUUGUGCUGUUGAUUUCAUCUAUAGAACAUGAAUCCACCUUUGAGCUUAAAGGUGUUUUUUGGGUUCUGUUGCAAUGUGUGAUGAUGCUUCAAAACACUUGUUAAACUUCUAAAUAUGCAAAAAUAAAAUGCAAAUAUAAGUAAA